This is a messenger RNA of Hypoxylon trugodes, 3009 nucleotides long. RefSeq lists its product as uncharacterized. NCBI's taxonomy places the organism in Eukaryota, Fungi, Ascomycota, Sordariomycetes, Xylariales, Hypoxylaceae. Gene Ontology annotation, cellular component: cytoplasm. The transcript is spliced from 4 exons. The coding region runs from base 227 to 2920 and encodes 897 amino acids. The record is from RefSeq and is a predicted model, not a curated record.
CCUAUGAAUAGACCUAAUAUUCCUCGUCGACACCGAAUUGCACGAUUUACGGUCACGGACACAAGGCCAUCUCUCAGGAAUUACCUGUGAAAUCCGAGUGUCAAUUUGGUUGUUAUUCUUGUUGAAGUUUUGGCCAAUUGUCGUACUCAGGUAUUCAGUCAUUGUUUUUGCGCUUUCAUAGUGUUUCAUCAGCCAUUCAUUCAGCCGGGAUUUGGACCUAUAGACCAUGAGUUCUAAUAGCAUCAAACCCACCACACCAGCCAAAGCCGGCCACAGUGCAUACCCUGGAGUUGCACCAAGCAACCAAUCCAUCCUACUUGAAAAAUUAAACGUUCGAAGAUCUACGCCGGACUCUGAAGCUCUCGCAAGCUCGGACGACGAACCAGAUCCUCAUCGACUCGACACGCAUCAACCGCUAGCGCAGCCUCAGAAGCCCGUACGCCGUGCUUCUUGGUUGAAUGAUACUUCGCAAACCACAUUACCCCACCCAAGAAAAGGAUCUUUUGCGAGCAGCUCAAUGUCGCCGACAGCCUCGCACCCGACCACCCCGUCGGCGGAAACGGGUGCGGCCGCUUGGGGUUCCCAUUCUAAUUCGACGAAUCAAGUGGGCCGCGGGCACCAAGCGCCGCCCUCUUUCCCAUGGGGAACAGGUAUCUGGAAUACGGAACGUAAGGAGCCCCCUUCCAGGCUUACCGAGGUCCUCCCUUCACCAACUUCCACCAUUCCAACUGGUGCAAGCUUUUUUGGAGGAGACAACACCUUGACACAAACGUCUCCAACCCCAAGAGAGCAGGGUGCUAACCCACAAAUCCCGUUCGCCAUCCCUCUGCAUCCGACUCCAAAAACGUACCGAUCGCAAUCAUAUUCAGUGGGACAGUUAGACCCAGACACAACAACACCUACAGCACCCACUUCCUCGGUAUUGGCCGGGAGACCACGCGCCGCCAUUGGACACCCAGGGCUACAACACAGGCCUUCGCGACCGAGCAUGUUGAGCGAGAUGUCUAGCGACGGCGCCAUGUUAGGAAAAGUCAAGGAGGUAGAGGACGAUGAUGACGAGAGCACUAGUGAUUCUGCUCAAGGGACUCUUCAGCAACAGAGUGUCGAGGCUAAGACCAUCGAGAUGCUCACUCGUGAGAAUGCUAUGCUGAGGCAACAGCAGCAGUAUCACACCUCACGACUCAGGCCACGUGCGUCAACGGCCGCUACCUACGGUUUGGGCAACGGAUACGGCGUUCGUGGGACAGUCCCGGAAGAAUCUGAUUUCGCGAUUGAUGAGCUAGACGAAGCUAAUGAGGGCCAAGACGGCGCCUCAAAGCGAGCUCUGGGCAGACGUAUGAGUGAAUACGCGCCGGCGCCUUUCCGCGCACCAUAUCCUGUGGAGAACAGGAAGAUCGAAAACGUCAAGAAAGCUUUUUGGCAAAGCUCACUGGGAUUUGGUGGUCUUGGCGACAUUCCACAGAGUCGUAGACAUUCAUUCGCCGAUGUACCUACUCGACAAGGAUCAAUCGGUUCUAUUGGCGAAGCUGUUUCUCUCCAUGAGGCAACCUCCCCAGAAGCAGCUCAAUCUCAAGAUUUUGGUGGGUUCCAUGAGGGCGCGGGUUUUACAACGACUAGUCCUGUAUCUUACUACCCGAGUGGUAACCAUGGACAUGUGCCUAACACACACCAAGCUAUCGCAUCUUCGGGUUAUGCCAACCCAUAUCAGCCAGCCUAUGGACUGCCUUCGUCUUUUGCUAAUCGCCCGCCAUCCCCUCAUAGAAACAUGUACGGGAUGAGUCAACCAAGACACAACCAACUUCUGCACAUUGUCCUCUUCAAAUGUUCUAGAGCAGAUGUGUUCUACAUUCAAGAGGGUACCGGCCUCACGGUGAAGCCGGGUGAUCUCGUUAUUGUCGAGGCAGAUCGAGGGACAGAUCUUGGUACCGUGGCUCGCGAUAACGUAGACUGGCAGACGGCCAAAGAGUUGAAGGAGCAUUACGCAGAGGAACACUAUAAAUGGUUGAUGAUGUACUCGCAAAAUGCUGCCGCCGCUCAAGAAGGGACCGGAGCUGGUCUGAUGGCUGCAUCUAACGGUUUGCAAGGCAGCGCCAUUGGUGGUAUGGGACCACCCAGCCAGCAUCACAUGCAAGAACCGAACGCCGGUGAGCUCAAACCGAAGCUCAUCAAACGUCUUGCGCAAAGCCACGAAAUCCACAAUCUUAGGGAUAAAGAGGGUAACGAGGCUAAAGCGAAGCGUAUGUGUAUGCAAAAGGUAAAGGAGCAUGGUCUCAACAUGGAGAUCCUUGAUGCGGAGUUCCAGAUGGAUUGGAAGAAGUUGACCUUCUACUAUUUCGCCGACUCUUACAUCAACUUUAACUCGCUAGUCACCGAUCUAUUUAAGAUCUAUAAAACGAGAAUUUGGAUGUCUGCCAUCAAUCCUGCCUCGUUUGCUAGUCCGACCUUGGGACUUCAGGCUCCCAGCGGCAUCGGCCCAGGGGCCGUCACCCUUGGAAGAGGAAAUGGAGCCGCCAACACGGAAAGAAGAACCAAUCCAACUCAGGAAUCCCAGGGCGCCUUUUCUGGCGGCAAUGCAUCUGGGCGACCGUUCCAACCAUCAUAUGGCCAACCGUUCGGCGGCGCGGAUCAUGCAUCAGCUACCAACUCUGCAUACCCUCCGUCUGGUUUCCCAUACUCAGCGUAUGGUGCAUUCGGUAACGCGCCGAGAACUGGCGCGGUGUCGUACGUCCCAGGUUUAACGCAGGGGAUGGAGACGUACACCGGUGGCUUCUCGCAAGCUGGCGAAUUCCCGCCAAGCAUGCGAGCACGCUAUCCGAGUCCACAUACUGCACCCUCGCCUCACGAUCAGGCACAGUCUAACGUGUCAGGGCAAAAUGAGUGGAUCGCUGGAUUCCAAGGGUUGUCCUUGAACACCCGCUAGAUGAACGAUUUCCUAGCUAAUCUACGGCAUUGUUACGAUUAAUGCACUGUAGAUCUUGGUCCCCUAACCAUUCUAGGUCGGCAGCCACU